This is a messenger RNA of Nelumbo nucifera (sacred lotus), 1899 nucleotides long. RefSeq names its product UDP-glucuronic acid decarboxylase 1-like. Gene Ontology annotation, molecular function: UDP-glucuronate decarboxylase activity; NAD+ binding. The record is from RefSeq and is a predicted model, not a curated record. Lineage: Eukaryota; Viridiplantae; Streptophyta; Magnoliopsida; Proteales; Nelumbonaceae. Gene Ontology annotation, biological process: D-xylose metabolic process. Gene Ontology annotation, cellular component: cytoplasm.
UUAGUAUAGUGUUAAUCGGAGGUGGAGGUGGAGCUGCUGCUACUUGGACAGUUGGAUUCACCCAACCCAUUGUUUAUAGAAAUUUUACAGAAAUCGAAGCGAAGUCAGAGGAGCGGCGGUUCAAAACAAUUCUUUCCCUCUACUGCUCUACACACGCUCUCUCUCUCUCUACAGUCUUGACAAUUCUCGUAGUAGAUCACGCAGAUCUCUUCAUAUUUUUCUUUCUCAAGCAACCGAGCGUGAACCACAGAAGCUGAUUCGUGAUGAAGCAGCUUCACAAACAACCGAGCGGGAAUUACAGAAGAGAUGACGAGAACCCAAUAACAACCUCCUCUUAUUCCACCAAAACCCUAAAACAACCAAGAACCAUACCCAGAUCCAUCAAUUACCUCAUGAAAGAACAACGUCUUCUCUUCAUCCUCGUUGGUAUCUUGAUCGCCUCCACAUUCUUCAUACUCCAGCCAAGCCUGUCGAGGCUUGGCCCGCCCGAAUCCCACCAUGUUAUUCCCAGAGAAUUUCCCGUUAGCGUUUCUGGCCAUCAACAGAUUUUGAACCCCUCCUGGAGUUCGGGAAAUCAUCAAUUGGGUAAGGUCGGGAGAGUCCCGGCAGGGAUCCGGAGACCGGGGUUGAGAAUUGUGGUCACCGGCGGUGCCGGGUUCGUCGGUAGUCAUCUUGUCGAUAAACUUCUGGCAAGAGGGGACUAUGUGAUUGUAAUUGACAAUUUCUUUACUGGGAGGAAGGAGAAUGUGAUGCACCAUUUUGGGAAUCCAAGGUUUGAGCUGAUUCGCCACGAUGUGGUUGAGCCGAUACUUUUGGAAGUCGAUCAGAUUUAUCACUUGGCUUGUCCGGCUUCGCCUGUACACUACAAGUAUAAUCCAGUCAAGACAAUCAAGACAAAUGUGAUGGGAACCUUGAAUAUGUUGGGCCUGGCCAAGAGAAUUGGGGCACGAUUUCUUCUCACGAGUACAAGUGAAGUGUAUGGUGACCCGCUUGAGCACCCGCAGAAGGAAACUUAUUGGGGAAAUGUUAAUCCAAUCGGUGUUAGGAGCUGCUACGAUGAAGGAAAAAGAACUGCUGAAACUUUAGCAAUGGAUUACCAUCGUGGUGCAGGUGUUGAGGUACGUAUUGCACGUAUUUUCAAUACAUAUGGGCCCCGUAUGUGUAUAGAUGAUGGGCGUGUUGUUAGCAAUUUUGUUGCUCAGGCCCUCCGUAAAGAACCUCUGACAGUCUAUGGUGAUGGAAAACAAACGCGAAGCUUCCAAUAUGUUUCUGACUUGGUUGAUGGACUGGUGGCGCUAAUGGAAAACGAACAUAUUGGGCCUUUCAAUCUGGGUAAUCCAGGAGAGUUCACCAUGUUGGAGCUUGCUGAGGUGGUCAAAGAUACAAUUGAUUCAAGUGCUACCAUUGAAUUCAAGCCAAAUACUGCGGAUGAUCCACAUAAGAGAAAACCAGAUAUUUCCAAAGCAAAGGAACUGCUGAAUUGGGAGCCUAAGAUCUCACUGAGGGAGGGGCUACCAUUAAUGGUGACUGAUUUCAGGAAACGCGUCUUGAAUGAUGAGGAAGGAGGAACACUGAAAUAAGAUAGAGGAACAAUUUGUAUAGUAUGAAGAGCAUGUCAUAUAUGCCAUCUAGGCAUCUAUUAGUGUUUGUCUCAUUUUAUUCUUUCGUGGAUUAAUAACUUCGUUUGUUAUCAUUUAUCAUCAACAAAGCCUUGUCAUGGAUGGGGUCUGCAAGAUGAAAUCCUUUUCUGCCAUUCCACUAUUCGGUACCAACCAUAUUCAUUGUUAAAUUAUAUCCAUGUCCUGGAAAUUUCUGAUCCAUGCCGCAUUUGUAAAGAGGAAUAUUUCUUAGAUGGUGUUGUGAAUCUUUCUUUCUUUAUGAGAAAAAAGGGUUGUAUUA